CUUCUUUAAGUAGUAAAAAUGCCGUCUGGUACUCAGCCAGAUUUUAUCAAGGGGCAGUAACGCUAAUUCUAUAGGAAAAAUAACCAUUUCAACUAACAUCUGGAGUUCAAACCAAUCUUAUUAAAGAAGUAUGAAGUUUCUGUGAAGCAUCCAGGAUGUGGCUGCACAACUGCUGGUUCAGGAUUCUGAUCAUAAUACUGGUCUUGAACUCAUCCAACAUCCAAGCCAUUGGUCAGGUGACAGAAAACAGAAUUAUUCAUGUAGCCUCUGGAAAUUGGACUCCAUGGGGUCCUUGGAUUGGCUGCUCCAGUUCAUGUGGAGAGGGAGUGACACUUAGAACCCGACAGUGCAAAAGGGAUAAUAUGGAAGUAACAUGUACAGGACAAAAGCAACAGUACAAAUUGUGCCAGUCCACGCUGUGCCCAGCAGAUUCAGUGCCCUUCAGGAAUGUACAGUGCACCCUCUACAACAACAGACCCAUCCCUGGCUCAUCUCAUCAAAGAUAUCACUGGGUGCCAUUCUAUGGAGCUCCCAACCCCUGUCACUUAAACUGCUUGGCAGUAGGAUACAACUUUUAUUACAGUUUUGGAAGAGCAUUGGAUGGAACAAGUUGUGGACCACACUCUGAUGGUACUUGCGUUAAUGGUCAAUGCCUGAUGGCAGGCUGUGAUGGUAUCUUGGGUUCUGGAGUGACAAAUGAUUCAUGUGGAAACUGUGGCGGCCAAAAUGAUUCAUGUGUCCAUGUCCAGGACGUUUUCCGGCUUCCUUAUCCCUCUACAGGAAUCUUUGGUUACAAAAAUGUGACACGUAUUCCUGCUGGUGCAACGCACAUUAAGGUGACUGAUCGAAGUCGAAACAUUUUAGCCCUGAUGAGCCUGAGUAAAGGCUAUGUGAUUAAUGGGGAUUGGGCAAUGUCCAGGUCUGGCGUGUACAAAGUGGCAGGAACAGAGGUACAUUACACCCGUGUCACAGCCAGUCAUGAAUUUCUAGAGGCAUUGGGUCCUACUGAUGAGGACUUGUAUGUUCUGGUUCUCUUUCAGGAACAGAACCCAGGCAUUGAAUAUGAAUAUUGGCUACCUAAGGACAAUUACUACAACUUGCAGAGAGAUUCACAAGCUACACAUAAGGCAGUCGAUUUUGUUUUGGAGGCCUGGGUUCAUACACCUACAUCCACUAGUGCAGGAGACACAGCGAAGGAGGAAAGUAAGAAAAAAAACCACCCUAAUGACAAAACAGAUUGCCAGCAGUGUAUGCAGUUCAAGGGCAGAUCCCAGAGGAAGAAACAUUAUUGUCAGAGUGAUUUUGUAAUCCGUGGCAAGAUUUUAGGGCAGAAGACAAUAGGUCAGGAGACACGCUAUGACAUACAUAUUAAACAUGUAUACAAAAACAAGUUCCCUCUUGUGCACCGAGAAUACAUCUGGGUGUCUAACAAGUGUGACUGCCCUAAGCUUAAAGAUCAUAAAGAAUAUAUCAUGAUGCCUUCGAGACAUGUGAACUAUGAGCAUACUCUGAACAGAAUCCUGCUGACUAUUAAUAGUUAUGUCAAGCGCUGGUCACAACACGAGGACUACCAGGUGGAACGACUAAGUAGAUCGUGCAGAACAUCCUCCUGAGAGCUUCACAAAACAGGAUCCUUAUUAUUUACAUGAAGACUGAGAGGGCAGGAAGCCCAAAGUCAUCAAAAAUGAGAAUAGCAAAGCCCAAAGCAGAAGAGAAUCCAGAGACUAAGACUGAAAGCACCUGGAACAACUAGCACAAGGGACACAUUAGGCCUGGAAUGUAUAAUUUAAUGUAAUUUAUUAAAUGUAAAAAUAUCUAUGUUGAAGGCUCCAUAAAGGUAUCUGUCACAGAUUUCAUAAAAAAAUCCACACCAAAUCAUUGUUUUUAGGGGAGGCACCAUGUGGCAGCACACGGAGUACCUAUGGUACGGAACUGAAGGAGCUCCAGGUAUCUGUGUACAUGGCACUUCUGUGCAAGAUGCCUUACUGACAUGACAAACUUAAAUGAUAUAGAAAAUAUAAUGUAUGUUCUGCAAAAACAUUUCCACUCAGUGUGAUUUCAAAUUGAAGGUCUAUUGAA
Bufo bufo (common toad) is the source of this 2079-nucleotide messenger RNA. RefSeq names its product ADAMTS like 5 (gene ADAMTSL5). Bases 156 to 1613 code for a protein of 485 amino acids. Gene Ontology annotation, molecular function: protein binding; metalloendopeptidase activity. The record is from RefSeq and is a predicted model, not a curated record. The transcript is spliced from 12 exons. Gene Ontology annotation, biological process: extracellular matrix organization. Lineage: Eukaryota; Metazoa; Chordata; Amphibia; Anura; Bufonidae. Gene Ontology annotation, cellular component: extracellular matrix.